AUGGCAUCACAUCCAACUGCACCAAUAAGUCAGCUCGCUGCAAAGCGACGAAUACGGCAUCUCAAGUCGCUGCAUAUACGCAAUGUCACUCUACCGGAUGCCGCAUUGUCUUCCACAUCGCUGCUUUCUUCGAAACGACCUCCUGCUCGUGUUAAUCUAUACAAUCUGCCAGACACAUUCUACGAACUGUGCUUGCCAGAAUCACCUCAUCCCGUCUUUUUUCAAAGUGAAUUGAUGGUCGCGUCGUGUAAUCCAAAUUGGAAUAAUGUGGCUGAAGCAACCAUAUCGCCAUGGAUCUCUCCCAUCUUGCCAGACGGGACGGCUACAUCGCAGGAAUCUGAAGAUCAAGAGACCAAACAACCUCCAGCAGUGCAGGAUCAGGAGGCACCACCACUACCAGAACGACCGCAUUCCAAACCACUGAUACCCAGAAUGCUCAACUCGCUAGAUAGAUUCAUCCUCAAAGUCUGGGCACGGCUACACGAUGCUUCGGAAUAUCACUUGAUUGUCGAAACCGAAGUCAGUCUAAAGCACUUGGACUUUGUAUCCAACGAGUUGACGCAAGUAGACGCCAAUUGGCCUCCUAAUUAUAUACUCUUUGGCUUGGAAGGUGUCUACUUUACUAUCGGCGAUGAAUUGGCACCGCGAUUGGUGGAUCAGACGCAUCCAGAUGAUGAUGCUCCAGUUGUUAAAGUUGAUGGCAACAAGAUACGGCCAUCGUACAAAUAUGAUGCCAUUGCAAAGAUUGUAGCAGCUCAACAAGAGAUUUGGGAGUUGCAGUGUAGCAAUUGUAGUCUAGUGGACGAGGCUCAACAACUAAUGGCCUCGCCGACCCAUGAUAAAGCGCCUCUGACGCGGAAAUAUCGAGACCAAAAGUCUAGAAUCUCCUUGAUUGAAAAGGAAAUCACAUCGUUCACCCAAGAUAUCCAAGCAGAUCGACAUCGAUUAAAAGAUUUGCAGAAUACCAUACUGAGUAGAAGACGGCAACUUCAGGACUCUCAAGUUUCUAGAGAAGCUAUAAGACAUGCUCUAGAGUCCCGUCGUGAUUUGUUGUCAGGAAAAAAGACCGACGUCUCCAAAUCUACACUGUCGAUUAGUAGACGGCAACGAGAGUUGAUCACUAAUCUCAAAGACAUAUUUCCUAUUGAGCAGUCAACGUUUGAUGUCCUCACUUAUACCAUAUGCGGUCUCCGAUUACCCAACGCUGACUACACAGGACAAGACGACGAAAAGAUUGCCACCGCCCUUGGCUUCACAGCUCAUUUGAUAUGUAUGAUUGCAUUCUAUUUGGAAGUGCCUUUGAGAUAUAGUCCUCGGCCCAUGUCCUCUCGAGCGACGAUAAUUGAUGGAGUGAGCCAGCAGUAUCAAGAUAACAAUGAGUUCCCAUUGUUUUCUCGAGGCUCUGAUCGGUUUCGGUUUGAUUAUGGAGUGUUUUUGCUAAACAAGAAUGUCGAGCAGUUAAUGAAUCAUGUGGGUCUGAACGUUUCUAAUCUUCGUAAUACCCUUCCCAACCUCAAAAUCUUAUGCCAAACGAUAUCCAACUGGAGGGUUGAGGAAGAGCCACGAAACGAUGUUGGAGGCCUCGUGUCAUCCUCGUCUUCAUCGACACAAGGAGACAGUAAUAAUCGAAUUCGUUCGCCGACAUUCAAGAAUGGCGCGUGGUUGCCUCCGCCGCCCAUUCUAGAAAAUGGAAACGCCAAUAAAAUUAUCAGUGUUCCAAUCCAAGCAACAGAGGGCAACCAUCUAGAUGAUUUUAUACCACCGUUACCGCCAAGAAGUCCACCACCAUUCUCGUCAUCAGUUGGUGCUCUGCGUCAAAUGAUGGGUGGUUGGGAUGCUAAUAAACCAUUACCAGACCUUGUGCGUCCCAAAAAGGACUAUGUUGCAGUCACGCAGACUGCCUUGUAA
Messenger RNA from Synchytrium microbalum, 1908 nucleotides. RefSeq lists its product as uncharacterized. Bases 1 to 1908 code for a protein of 635 amino acids. Gene Ontology annotation, cellular component: lytic vacuole; endosome. Gene Ontology annotation, molecular function: SNARE binding. The transcript has 14 exons. The record is from RefSeq and is a predicted model, not a curated record. Lineage: Eukaryota; Fungi; Chytridiomycota; Chytridiomycetes; Synchytriales; Synchytriaceae. Gene Ontology annotation, biological process: SNARE complex assembly.